Geodia barretti is the source of this 690-nucleotide messenger RNA. The record is from the annotation of a GenBank genome assembly. Lineage: Eukaryota; Metazoa; Porifera; Demospongiae; Tetractinellida; Geodiidae.
GUCUAAGUACUUCGGUAACGUGACAACAAACUUAGUGCAUCUGUCAUAGCCAUGAAUUACAGCAUGAUGGUGUGAUGUUGAAGUUAUAAGAACUGGUUGCAUUCUAUUCAAAUUCAUAUAAUGUACUCUGAAGAUUCGAUAGGAUCAACGUUUGUGCAGCCACUGACCACAGCUUCCCUGCUUCUCUAAACUACUAUGACAACAGAUCCUCGUAAUGCAGAUCCUCAGCCUGAACAGCCAGUGGGAGUUAUGCCUAACAUAGCCUUUCCAUACAGCAUUGUUUGCAAGACGUCUGGAGAAAUUAUCAUUAGCGAAUGUGGAGAUCAUAAGUUGGAACCACAGAGUUCAGGUAUUUACGGUGGAAACCGUUCUGAAUGGAAUUGAAUAAACCUCGUAUUACUACCCGAUAUAUGUGUUAUGAUUAGCUGGUAGCUUUUGUAUAUUAUACAGAAUAUAAUAUUAUUAUAGUGCUUGGUGCUUGUCAUGUGACCUUCAGCCAAUCAGAUCUCAGUACGCACCCACGCGUGAAAACGUGUCUACUAAAUCUCGUAGUAACUCGUAUCAUGUUUACUAAGUGCCCGCGGCGCCGUUUCCUCGUGCAACCCGCACACGCAUCAAUUGGAAUGCGUACUAAUUGAGUUAGGCAUCUCAUCUGUUGAAAUCUACGUGCUAUAUCGAACCCCACGCGAC